Messenger RNA from Culex quinquefasciatus (southern house mosquito), 729 nucleotides. RefSeq names its product dynein light chain Tctex-type protein 2B. Gene Ontology annotation, biological process: microtubule-based movement. Bases 187 to 621 code for a protein of 144 amino acids. NCBI's taxonomy places the organism in Eukaryota, Metazoa, Arthropoda, Insecta, Diptera, Culicidae. Gene Ontology annotation, molecular function: dynein intermediate chain binding. Gene Ontology annotation, cellular component: cytoplasmic dynein complex; cytoplasm. The record is from RefSeq and is a predicted model, not a curated record. The transcript has 2 exons.
CGAAAUCAAAACAAACGCAAAAAAAAAAAACUGCAAAUUUGAACAAGAUCUCACAAGUUUAAUUUAAAUAGUAAGUUUUGCUUGAAAAUUGUUAGUAAAACAUCAAACAAGUUGAAAAUUAAACCAUCUUGUAAAGUGCCAUCUACUCAACAAAUCUGUGAUAGCGAAAAAAUCUCUAAAAACAAAAUGCUCCAGCAAGAGCAACUGCUCAAAGUGGACCGGCCGUGUCCGGAUCCGGACCCGAAAGUUGCCGCAGAAUCGGCCCCUCCGCCGCCGGCCACCUACCAGAUGAGGCCCACGCAGACGUUCAAGUCGGAAAAGAUCAAGCAAAUCAUCGGCACGGUGCUGAACGAUACGUUGAGCGGCCAAACCUACACCGCCCUGGACGCCGCCCGCUGGACCAAAUCGCUCGCCGACGAAAUCAGCCUCAAGGUGAAGGACCUGGAGAUGAAACGGUACAAGCACGUCGUCCAGGUCGUCCUGGGCCAACAGCUUGGCGCCGGCUGCAAGUACAUCGCCCGCUGUCGCUGGGACGCCGAGUGCGACAACCAGACGUCGGCCGAGUUCAAGAACGCCACCAUCUUCUGCAUCGUGACCGUGUUUGGGCUGUAUCUGUAUUGAGUAUUUUUUUUUCUGUAAGGGUUUUAAUUGGGUUUAAUUGAUUGUACACUAUUGAUGCUUGAGCGAGACGAGCACCAGAACAGAAUAGACGGAUCUGCUUUUGCGCAA